Molecule: messenger RNA, 1903 nt
Organism: Peromyscus leucopus (white-footed mouse)
Lineage: Eukaryota; Metazoa; Chordata; Mammalia; Rodentia; Cricetidae
Product: NADH-cytochrome b5 reductase 3
Exons: 9
Coding region: 113-949 (278 amino acids)
Cellular component (GO): mitochondrion
Molecular function (GO): FAD binding; oxidoreductase activity
Source: RefSeq, a predicted model, not a curated record
ACAAGACCGGGAGGGCUGUGGUCACUUGAUCUGGCAGGACAGCAGGCGAGUGGGUGGUGGGCAGUUGAGCCGCGUGGCGCUCUCUCCCGUCUGGUUCCUCUACAGCCUCUUCAUGAAGCUGUUUGCGCGCUCUACACCGGCCAUCACCCUCGAGAACCCUGACGUCAAGUACCCGCUGCGGCUCAUCGACAAGGAGAUUAUCAGUCACGACACUCGGCGUUUCCGCUUCGCCCUGCCUUCGCCCCAGCACAUCCUGGGCCUUCCCAUUGGCCAGCACAUCUACCUCUCGAGUAGGAUCGAUGGGAACUUGGUCAUUCGGCCCUACACCCCCGUCUCCAGCGAUGAUGACAAGGGCUUCGUGGACUUGGUGGUCAAGGUUUACUUCAAGGACACCCAUCCCAAGUUUCCCGCCGGAGGGAAGAUGUCUCAGUACCUGGAAAACAUGAAUAUUGGCGACACCAUUGAAUUCCGGGGCCCCAACGGGCUGCUGGUCUACCAGGGCAAAGGGAAGUUUGCCAUCCGUGCAGACAAGAAGUCCAACCCUGUUGUCAGGACGGUGAAGUCUGUAGGCAUGAUUGCAGGAGGCACAGGCAUCACCCCAAUGCUGCAAGUGAUCCGCGCCGUCAUGAAGGACCCAAACGACCACACCGUGUGCUACCUGCUCUUUGCCAACCAGUCUGAGAAAGACAUCCUGCUGCGGCCUGAGCUGGAGGAACUAAGGAACGAACAUUCCGCUCGCUUCAAGCUCUGGUAUACAGUGGACAAAGCCCCGGACGACUGGAACUACAGCCAGGGCUUCGUGAAUGAGGAGAUGAUCAGGGACCACCUUCCACCGCCUGGGGAGGAGCCGCUGAUACUGAUGUGUGGACCUCCACCCAUGAUCCAGUUUGCCUGUUUGCCAAACCUGGAGCGAGUGGGCCACCCCAAGGAGCGAUGCUUCACCUUCUGAUGGCCGGACGCCGGCCACUCCCGUGCCUGCUGCUCAUGUAUUCACCACAGCCACCUGUCCGCCCUUUCCUUCCCCACUGUCCCUCACCCUAACAUCAGCUCACAUCCAUACUGGGGCCUGGGUUCAGCCUGGCCUGCCCGGCCCUGGUCAUCCAGCUGUACUGGCCCCUGAGGGGCCUCUUUGGGAUCAGGACUUUGUAUCAGGUGACCCCUGUUGACCACUUUCUGCAUAAGCUCCUGUUUGGCAGUAACUAGCCAUUAUCAGAGAUGUCCCAUGAGCACCCCCUUACACACACACACACACACACACACACACACACAGAGAGAGAGAGAGAGGGGGGGGGGAGAGGAAAGAAGAGAGAGAGAGAGAGCGAGAGAGAGAGAGAAAGGAGAGAGAGAGAGAGAGAAGAGAGCGCGCUAGCUGUCAGUACCACGUCUACCCAUUGCCGUGGACCACAGUCUAUAGAAAGGAAGAUGGAAGGGUAACAGCCCCAGCCCCAGAACCCAUGCCUACCAUCCAACCACCUGCCUUAGGCCAUGACCUGGCCUGUGCCCCUCACACUACAUUAGACGGUGAUGCCCAGAGGUUCUCUCAGGAGGGUGUCUGGCAGUGACAGGCUACCCCCCACUGCUGGCCAAGCGUUCCUGGGGCAGCACAUGGACACUUCCAGAACCUCACGGCCUCCCCUCUGCAGCCUUGGGUGCCCUGAGUCGUCAGCCCAACAGAGUGGGGUGGACCUUGGGAUCCACCAGAGCUCUGGCUUGUCUCUCCACCCUAAACCUCCCUCCCGCCUGGUCCCCAGCCUGGGGGAGGGUGUCUGAGCAGUGCCUCUUGCCUCGGGGACACACCCGUUGCCUGGUGCGGCCUCCAGCAGGUGGUAUCAGCUCCUGCACACCGGCUUUUUUAGUCAUUUAUGGGCAAAAAAGAGUUGAAGUAAAACUUUGCUAAUACUGA